This is a messenger RNA of Pistacia vera, 975 nucleotides long. RefSeq lists its product as uncharacterized. NCBI's taxonomy places the organism in Eukaryota, Viridiplantae, Streptophyta, Magnoliopsida, Sapindales, Anacardiaceae. The transcript is spliced from 2 exons. Bases 1 to 975 code for a protein of 324 amino acids. The record is from RefSeq and is a predicted model, not a curated record.
AUGGCAACAUCUGGCUCUGGGUCUUCUUCACAAUCUAGUAGAGGUAGGACUGAUAUAACAUGGGCAUAUGUUAUUGAGGGUGUAGAUCCAAAUGGAAGAAAUACAUUAACAUGUCUUCACUGUGGGAAAGUAACUAGAGGAGGAGACAUUGGGAUAAAGAAUAAAGAGAAGUCUGAUUCUAGUAAGUAUAAUACUCCCUAUGGUGCUCCCGUACAUGUAUUUGAGGGAGAUAUGUUAAAUGAAGAUAGUGAAGAGUUUCGUCCAUCAGGAAUUCACAUAAAUGAAGGUAGGUUUGGCAGUAAAAAACAAAGUAAAAUGCUAGACAAAUCAAAGAGAAACAAAUCUAUUGGGUUUGGUGACUAUUUUGCUCCAAGGACAAUUGGUGGAUCUCAACCAUCAAUUAGGAGUUGUUUAGCUGGAAAAGAUGUGACGUGGAGAGCAGACAUGGCUUUUGGAAGAUUCUUUUAUGAUGCUUGCAUCCCAAUUAAUGCUGUAAAUUCGAUUUAUCUUCAACCAUUGGUGGAUGUUAUAGCCGCAAUUGGGCCUGGGUAUAAACACCCAAAUUAUUAUGCUUUGUGUGUCAAUUUGAUAAGAGAUGCUAAGAAGGAAGAGCAGCUUCUUGUUGAUAGUUAUAGAAAGAUUUGGGAAAAUGUUAGAUGUACCUUAAUGGCUGAUGGUUUGACUGAUAAUUCACAUAGGUCAUUGAUCAAUUUUAUGGUGUAUUGUCCUAAGGGAGUUUGUUUUGUGAAAUCAGUUGAUGCUUCAGAUGUUGUGAAGGAUGCUGGGACAUUGUUGAAGAUGUUUGAGGAGGUAGUUUUAUGGAUUGGACCAAAUAGUAUUGUCCAUUUUGUCUCAGACAAUGGAUCCAAUUAUAAAGCUGUUGGAAGAAUGUUGUCUGAGAAAUAUCCGAGUAUUACUUGGUCACCCUGUGCAGCACAUAGCAUAAAUUUGGUGUUAAAAGACANCUGUCUUUAA